AUAAAAGGGCAUUUUCAGCUUGGGUUUGGAUUUUAGUGAGAGAAAGAGGUGAGGGAGAUGCUGGUGGUAAAUUGUGGAGCCAUGGGGGUUCUUCCUCGGAGGCCUCCAUGGACGAAUGUGUGUCUGUGUUCGGCUUCCAACAUCGGUACCGACCAAUUGCGUGCCCAACUCGAUCAGCUUCACUCUGAGGCCGACAAUGCUAGAGCCAAAGCAAAUAAUGCACGAUUGAGGCUUAUGAGAUUAUCAGAGGCAGCAGAGAGGCUUCGACGACAGGCAGCUAUUAGCGUUCAAACUGGAAAGGAAAAUGAAGCAAGGGAGCUACUUUUUCAAAAGAAGAAGGUUAUGCAAGCUUUGGAGAAGUCUAAAAGUCGCAUUGAGUUGCUUGAUGAGCUUUCAGCAAAGCUUAAUGAGUAUCAUUGCUUCUUGAAGGCAGAAAGAAUCAAAUUCACUAUACAUCAACCAAGUUUUAAGAUUUUAAUAUAUGCACCUACACACCUACCCUCCUAG
Messenger RNA from Vitis riparia (riverbank grape), 507 nucleotides. RefSeq lists its product as uncharacterized. The coding region runs from base 58 to 507 and encodes 149 amino acids. Lineage: Eukaryota; Viridiplantae; Streptophyta; Magnoliopsida; Vitales; Vitaceae. The transcript is spliced from 3 exons. The record is from RefSeq and is a predicted model, not a curated record.